GCCGCGGGCUGUGCCGAGGGUGCCCGCUCUUCGGCUGUAGACCUCUGACGCCGCCCGCGGUGCUGCGGCCCGGAUCCGCCGCGCUGAGGGCACCAUACCCGAGGCGGUUUGUGAGACGGUAUCGAAAUAAAGAUAACUGCAGCUUUCUGUGAAAAUGUCAGUUCUGAUAUCACAGAGUGUAAUAAACUAUGUAGAGGAAGAAAACAUUCCUGCCCUGAAAGCCCUUCUUGAAAAGUGCAAAGAUGUCGAUGAGAGAAAUGAGUGUGGGCAGACUCCUCUGAUGAUCGCCGCUGAGCAAGGGAACCUGGAGAUUGUGAAGGAGCUGAUAAAGAAUGGCGCUAACUGCAACCUGGAAGACCUGGAUAACUGGACAGCACUUAUAUCUGCCUCAAAGGAAGGGCACAUGCACAUUGUGGAAGAACUACUCAGAUGUGGGGUGAACUUGGAGCACCGGGAUAUGGGGGGAUGGACCGCUCUGAUGUGGGCCUGCUAUAAAGGUCGCACUGACGUCGUAGAGCUCCUGCUCUCUCAUGGGGCCAACCCGAGCGUCACCGGUCUGCAGUACAGCGUUUAUCCCAUCAUCUGGGCGGCCGGGAGAGGCCACGCGGACAUAGUACACCUCUUGCUACAGAAUGGAGCCAAAGUCAACUGCUCAGAUAAGUAUGGAACCACCCCUUUGGUUUGGGCUGCACGGAAGGGCCACCUGGAGUGUGUGAAGCACUUGCUGGCCAUGGGAGCCGACGUGGACCAAGAAGGUGCUAAUUCAAUGACUGCACUUAUCGUGGCUGUGAAAGGAGGCUACACACAGUCAGUCAAAGAGAUUCUGAAGCGGAAUCCGAAUGUGAACUUAACCGACAAGGAUGGAAACACAGCCUUAAUGAUCGCCUCGAAGGAGGGGCACACGGAGAUCGUGCAGGACCUGCUGGACGCGGGGACCUAUGUGAACAUCCCAGACCGGAGCGGUGACACUGUGCUGAUCGGCGCCGUCAGAGGUGGGCAUGUUGAAAUCGUUCGCGCACUUCUGCAGAAGUAUGCUGAUAUCGACAUCAGAGGACAGGACAAUAAAACUGCAUUGUAUUGGGCUGUGGAAAAGGGAAAUGCUACCAUGGUGAGAGACAUCUUACAGUGCAAUCCUGACACGGAGAUUUGCACAAAGGAUGGUGAAACCCCACUGAUAAAGGCCACCAAGAUGAGGAAUAUCGAAGUGGUGGAGCUGCUGCUGGAUAAAGGAGCGAAAGUGUCGGCUGUGGAUAAGAAAGGAGACACUCCCUUGCACAUUGCUAUCCGAGGGAGGAGCCGGAAACUGGCAGAACUUCUUCUAAGGAAUCCCAAAGAUGGCCGCUUGCUUUACAGGCCUAACAAAGCUGGUGAGACUCCUUACAACAUCGACUGCAGCCAUCAGAAGAGCAUCUUAACACAGAUAUUUGGAGCCCGACACUUGUCCCCCACGGAAACGGAUGGCGAUAUGCUUGGCUACGACCUGUACAGCAGCGCACUGGCCGACAUUCUCAGCGAGCCGACCAUGCAGCCGCCCAUCUGUGUGGGCCUGUAUGCGCAGUGGGGCAGUGGGAAGUCCUUUUUGCUCAAGAAGCUGGAAGAUGAAAUGAAGACCUUCGCAGGACAGCAGAUUGAGCCUCUGUUUCAGUUUUCCUGGCUGAUCGUGCUCCUGACACUGCUGCUGUGCGGCGCAGUCGGCUUAGUGUUCACCUUCACUCUUGACCUGAACCUGGGCGUCGCCGUGUCCCUGAGCUGCCUGGCUCUCCUGUACAUAUUUUUAGUUGUCAUUUACUUUGGUGGACGACGAGAAGGAGAGAGCUGGAACUGGGCCUGGGUCCUCAGUACCAGGCUGGCGAGACAUAUUGGCUACUUGGAGCUCCUGUUCAAACUGAUGUUUGUAAACCCACCCGAAUUGCCAGAGCAAACCACCAAAGCAUUACCCGUGAGGUUUCUGUUUACAGAUUACAACAGACUGUCCAGUGUUGGCGGGGAAACUUCUCUGGCUGAGAUGAUUGCGACCCUCUCAGAUGCUUGUGAGAGAGAGUUCGGCUUUUUGGCAACCAGGCUGUUUCGAGUUUUCAAGACUGAAGAGAGCCAGGGUAAAAAGAAAUGGAAGAAGACAUGUUGCCUGCCAUCUUUUGUCAUCUUCCUUUUUCUUUUUGGCUGCAUUAUUGCCGGAAUCACUCUUCUGGCUGUCUUCAGAGUGGACCCGCGACACCUGACAGUGAAUGCUGUGCUCAUAUCUGUUGCUUCCGUUGUGGGGCUGGCCUUUGUGCUGAACUGCCGCACCUGGUGGCAGGUGUUGGACUCGCUCCUGAACUCCCAGAGAAAGCGGCUCCAUCAUGCUGCCUCCAAAUUGCACAAACUGAAAAGCGAAGGAUUCAUGAAAGUGCUGAAGUGGGAAGUGGAGUUGAUGGCCAGAAUGGCGAAGACCAUCGACAGCUUCACGCAGAAUCAGACGAGGCUGGUGGUCAUCAUCGAUGGCCUGGAUGCCUGUGAGCAGGACAAAGUGCUGCAGAUGCUGGACACUGUGCGAGUUCUGUUCUCAAAGGGCCCAUUCAUUGCCAUUUUUGCCAGUGACCCACACAUCAUCAUAAAGGCCAUUAACCAGAACCUCAACAGCGUGCUUCGGGACUCAAACAUCAAUGGCCAUGAUUAUAUGCGCAACAUUGUUCAUUUGCCCGUUUUCCUCAAUAGUAGGGGACUGAGCAAUGCACGGAAAUUUCUGGUGACUUCUGCAACAAAUGGGGACAUCGCAUGCUCAGACACUCCAGGGUGGCAGGAAGACGCCGACCGAAGAGUCUCGCAGAACAGCCUAGGGGAAAUGACCAAGCUCGGGAGCAGGACAGCCCUUAACAGACGGGAUACCUACCGGAGGAGGCAGAUGCAGAGGACCAUCACCCGGCAAAUGUCCUUCGACCUCACAAAACUGCUGGUCACUGAGGACUGGUUCAGUGACAUCAGUCCUCAGACCAUGAGAAGGUUGCUCAACAUUGUUUCUGUGACAGGGAGGUUAUUGAGAGCCAAUCAGAUUACUUUCAACUGGGACCGGCUGGCGAGCUGGAUCAACCUCACCGAGCAGUGGCCGUACCGGACCUCCUGGCUCAUCCUGUAUCUGGAGGAGACUGAAGGUGUUCCUGACCAGAUGACAUUAAAAACCAUCUACGAGAGAAUAUCAAAGAAUAUUCCAACAACUAAAGAUGUUGAGCCCCUGCUUGAAAUUGACGGAGACAUAAGAAACUUCGAAGUGUUUUUGUCUUCAAGGACCCCAGUUCUUGUGGCUCGAGAUGUGAAAACCUUCCUGCCAUGCACUGUCAACCUGGAUCCCAAGCUUCGGGAGAUUAUUGCAGACGUCCGUGCUGCCAGAGAGCAGAUCAACAUAGGAGGACUCGCCUACCCCCCGCUGCCCCUGCAUGAAGCUCCUCCUCGGGGGCCACCAGGGUACAGCCAGCCCCCCUCCGUCUGCUCCUCCUCCACAUCCUUCAAUGGGCCGUUUCCAGGCGGGGUGGUGUCCCCACAGCCCCACAGCAGCUAUUACAGUGGCAUGACGGGCCCUCAGCAUCCCUUCUACAACAGGCCAUUCUUUGCCCCAUACCUUUACACGCCAAGGUAUUACCCUGGCAGCUCCCAACAUCUCAUCUCACGUCCAUCUGUAAAAACAAGUUUGCCUCUCAGAGAGCAGAGCAAUGGCCUAGAGGUUAUCAAGGAGGACGCUGCCGAGGGGCUUCCCUCCCCCACGGACUCCUCAAGGGCGAAGAUCCAGACAAGCGAGUUAUGGAUGCCGUGGCUGUGUGACCCUGGGUUUAACAAACAGAGACAGGGAUCAGGCCCGGCCACUGGACCAGUGCUGUCCCUGAACUCAAUGAAUGUGGACGCCGUGUGUGAGAAGCUGAAGCAGAUCGAGGGGCUGGACCAGAGCUUGCUCCCUCAGUACUGUGCCACCAUCCGAAAGGCAAACAUAAAUGGCCGGGUGUUAGCUCAGUGUAACAUUGAUGAACUGAAGAAAGAGAUGGGUAUGAAUUUUGGAGACUGGCACCUUUUCAAAAGCACAAUACUAGAAAUGAGAAACGCAGAGAACCAGGUGGUCCCUGAGGACCCCCGCUUCCUCGCUGAGAACACCAGUAAUGCUGUUGCUCACGCGGAGGCUGCCCGCCGGGCCUCGCACACUGAGUUACCACACACGGAGCUCUCCGGCCAGGCACCGUACACGCUCAACUUCAGCUUUGAGGAGCUCAACACACUGGGCCUGGAGGAAGGGGCCCCGAGGCACAGCAAUCUGAGCUGGCAGUCGCAAACUCGCAGAACCCCAAGUCUUUCAAGUCUUAACUCCCAGGACUCCAGCAUAGAGAUCUCCAAGCUCACAGACAAGGUGCAGGCUGAGUACCGGGAUGCCUAUCGGGAGUACAUUGCGCAGAUGUCCCAGCUGGAAGGGGGCGCAGGGCCAGCCAGUGCCAGCGUCAGUGGCCGCUCCUCCCCACAUAGCGCCUACUAUGUGGGGCAGAGCCCAUCAGGGGGCAGUAGCCACCCCAGCCUGGAGCAGGAGCGGGGCAAGGAGAGCGAGCCAAAGCAGGAUGAGGGGCGGAAAUCGCUCCUGAUGAAGAGGGCAGAUGUGCUGGACUACUCGUCCUCGGGUGUGUCCACAAGUGAUGCGUCACCCCUGGACCCCAUCACAGAGGAGGAUGAGAAGUCCGACCAGUCGGGCAGCAAGUUGCUCCCCGGCAGGAAGAGCUCCGAGAGGCCCAGCCUUUUCCAGACAGACCUGAAGCUGAAGGGUGGCGGGCUGCGCUACCAGAAGCUGCCCAGUGACGAGGAUGAGUCUGGGCCCGAAGAGUCGGACAACACGCCGCUGCUCAGAGAUGACAAGGACAAGAAGACCGAUGGCAAAGCCGAGCGGGCAGCCAAGUCCCCAGAGCACAGCACUGAGCCCAUCCGGACCUUCAUCAAGGCCAAGGAGUACCUAUCGGAUGCGCUAUUGGACAAGAAGGACUCGUCGGACUCCGGUGUGCGCUCCAGUGAGAGCUCACCCAACCACUCCCUGCACAAUGAGGCAGCUGACAGUGCACAGCUGGAGAAGGCCAACCUCAUUGAGCUGGAGGAUGAUGGCCUUGGCGCCCAGCGGGGGCUGCCACACAGCCUGAGCGGCCUGCAGGACCCUGUGCUUGCACGCAUGUCCAUCUGCUCGGAGGACAAGAAGAGCCCUUCUGAGUGCAGUCUCCUCGCCAGCAGCCCUGAGGAGGGCUGGCCCACCUGCCCCAAAGCCUACAACCUCAACCGCACCCCCAGCACAGUCACACUCAACAACAACUCUGCACCCGCCAACAGGGCCAGCCAGGGCUUUGACGACACAGAGGGGGCACGGGAGACUUCGCAGGCCCUGCUCAGGCCUGGGCCUGGCCCCAACCCCAACGCCACUGUGCUGCAGAAUGAGAAUCUCAAGAGCCUGCCACAUAAGCGGGGCCAGCGCACCAGCUACACCCGGCUCUCCAAGGAGCCCUCAGAGCUGCACACAGGAGCCCCACCUGACAGCGCAGGCUUUGGAGAAGAGAGAGAGAGCAUCCUGUGAGCCAGUGCCAUCCACAUUGUCACUGUACAUGCUUCUUCUGGGAUAGCAGCUUGGAGUCGAGGUCACCAGCCACCUGGCCCGCGCUGCUCUUCUUAGACCUUUCUUUCUCCUGCAGCACAUUCAGAGUUUGUGAGAUGAGUUCUGAGUAGAAAGCCAGUGUAGAAACACCAGAAGGGCUUCACUUGCAAACAGAACUGGGAUCCCCUUCGCAGAACAUGCCUUCAUCAGACACUGAAGGGAAGACCUGAUACCGGAUGAAGCACAAGCCGCUUUUUUCCCCGUAAGGGCUUUCAUGUAGGGGGAAAGGCACAAGAUCUGGAGUAGAUGCUUAGUAAGUUAGAGACCUGAGUUCAUUCUAAUAGAAUAAUUGCUUAUCAAAGAUGUGUUAAAGUAGAAAAUAUAUAAUGAUGAAGGUUUUAAAAAUUGACAGAAAAACUGGGCCUGGUAGCACAUGCCAGUAAUUCCAGCACUUGGGGAGGCUGAAGCAGGAGGAUUGAAAGUUGAAGCUCAGCCCAACCAACUUAGCCAGCCCUGUCUCAAAAUAAAGAAGGGUGCAGUGUGAAGGCCCCGGGUUCAGUCUCUGGCACCCCUGAAGUGAGGAAGCAAGCCAGCAGCACCCAGGCGGUGUUCCCGGGCCUCUGCGCUGUCAGAAGAGCACAUGGAAGGACGGCUGUCGCCCACAGCCUGAGCCCCCCUGAGUCCUGGCCUGCACUCCAGCACCACCCAGCUGACCAGAGCCAGCCCUGGACUCUCGUCCUGUGUGCCUGGCCUCUCUUGGUGACCUGAGCAGUGAGAGUCCCCUGGGGACAUCAGGAGAUGUGGGAAGCAAACACGCAGAAAGUGCUCCUGAGGUGAACGUGUGUGGGUAGCACCCUACCAGGAAUGCGGGCAGCAGCUGCCGGACGGCCAGGAAACAUCUGACUAGGGGAACAAAGCAUCAUCUUCUAUACCAUCAUCUUUGCCUCUCUCUUCUGCUCGUACACUGGCACUGUAAUUCUGGAGGAAUAUUAUAAAGUGUUUAAAAUCAAAAAAUUAAUUAUGUAAAAACCAAGAGGAAGAAGAGAAAACUAGAGAAACCAUAAAUGCGAUGCUUGAGGGAGUGCUCAUGUGGAUGUGCUAGGCCGGCACCGGCGCCCAGGGGCAUCUGGUGGCCCUGGGUGAAGUUUCUCAUUUUGGCCUGACUUGCUGAUGUGGAAUUAACUCUGGCCAUGCAUGAAAAGGGUGGGUAGGGUGUAGACAGUGACGUCACAGGUGUGUGGUGACCUAGCAUUAGUGUUACUUGUGUGAUGUUAAUCUCUUACUGGGCUCGUAAUGCACAGCAGGGCCCUGGUUCACAAAUGGCAUUUGGCAAAAUGUCCUUCUGAUUGCAACCUCUGCAUCAGGUGACAACACGACCUCAGCCUUCUUUCCCAUACGAACAUGAAUACAGCCAUCUUUUCAAAAGUUACAGAGCAAAAAAGUUUGUGAACAGAGGUACCACUGCACAGAUUAAACCCCCUGUGGCUAGUCGCCAUGCUGAGUCCUGCUUGUCACUGUUUCUUUGCCGUGUGUUUGAGUGUAAUGAAUAUUUCCAUAAAGUGUAUUUUGCAUGAUCUUUAACAAAUACUUUAAGCAUUGAAAGGGCAGAUGCUGCGGACUCAUGAGCGAGGUGGUCACAUGUUAAUGUCCACAGUGCUGACUUACUUGUGUGAUUACUAUUUCUGGCUCCUUUUUGGCCAUCUUAUCCGUUUGUGGGUGAGUAGUGCAGCUCGCUGUCAUGGGUGAUUCCAUUGUUUGUAGAGUUGUGGCAUUAAUGCUGAGGGGUUAAGUGGACACAUAGAUUCAGAAAACAAUAAAGAACUGCAUGCUAUUCUGACUCAUGAAUUUUUAUUCACUACAGCGAUAAUGAUUCCCGUUCUUAUUAAAAAAUAAAGCCACUUGUGUGCUUG
Messenger RNA from Octodon degus (degu), 7488 nucleotides. It is a transcript of the gene Kidins220, whose product is annotated as kinase D interacting substrate 220. The record is from RefSeq and is a predicted model, not a curated record. Gene Ontology annotation, molecular function: protein binding. The transcript is spliced from 32 exons. NCBI's taxonomy places the organism in Eukaryota, Metazoa, Chordata, Mammalia, Rodentia, Octodontidae. Bases 155 to 5560 code for a protein of 1801 amino acids.